GGUGGCAGAGUGGUGAAGCAUUAACCUGGGGUCAGUAAGUCUGAAAAGGACACCCAGAAACAUUCCAGGGGAUGAAAGGAAAGGGGGACACUCAUACAUUGUUGAUGGAGUUGCAGUCUGAUCUAGCAUUUUGGAGAGCAACAUGCCUAAAGGCUACAGAAGUAUCCAAACCCUUGGAUGCAGCAGCACCACUGAGGUCUGUAUUCUGCAGAGAGGAAGAACGGGAGGGAAGGUCCUAUUUGAACAACCAUGUUUCUGGUAUUUUCUUCUUCUGGAUUUUGUGGUAGCAAAAAAUUGGAGAGGGGCAGCGGCCCAUUUGUGGGCAGUGGCUGACCGAGUUAUAGAGUGUGGAUGUAGGGCAACACCCUAAGAAAGGACGAGCUGGAGGAAGGGAGUGGACCGGUUGGCAAAAGCGAUGUCACUGUGACCCUGGAUGCAAUCUUGGCUUCUCCACGGAAGUGGUUCUCCAACGGGGUGGGGGUUGGGGGCGUAGGAGGCGCCCUGACCUUCGAAAACAAAUGCCAAACUGGGCAUUUCCGUGUAAAUGGGAGACCUGAAAGGCUGCCUGCGGGCCACGUGACCUCUGGGCUCCUGGGAUCCGCCGAGGGAAAUCGAGGAAGGAGGACGGCUCAAAGAAUGAAGGUAUGUGGAGCCCAGGGGAGGAUUCGCCCCUCCUGGAGACUUUAAAGAGAGUUAGGAGCCUACCUGAGGGAGGCAAGCACAGGAACGGCGGAGGACGACGGAGACGAAGGCCUCCCAGGGGGCGCGGCCCCGGGAGAAUGGGCCUGACCGUGGCCUGGGCCCGGCAGAGUCGGGGAAAGGGAGCCCAUCCCCGAGAGAAGGCGUGGGAGAUGGAAAUGACCGCAGAGAUUCCCUGCCGCCUACUUUCACUGAGGAAGUGCCAGCUUCAGACUCCGCCCCCCCAAGGAGGAGGGGGGAUGGGGAAGGUGGAGGGCGCAUGCGCCGGGGGCUGCCUUCGCUGUCCCCUCCUUCCCACCCUGCGUCCGGGUUUUCGCAGGCAUCAGGACCACCCGCUGGCCUCUAGCCGGUGGGGGCUACCGUGGAGCGGCCGGAAGGAGGUCUGAUGCCUCAUCACUCUGCCCAAGAGGGGAGCCCCAAGGAGGCUGGAGCCAGAACCCUGUUGGCCAGAUCCCAGUGCCUACACCCGCCUCUCUGCCCCUGGACUGGCAGGAGUGUGUUGGUGUUUCAGGAAGCAGUGACCUUCAGGGAUGUGGCUUUGGACUUCACCUGGGAGGAGUGGAGAUGCUUGAGCCUUGCUCAGAGGGAGCUCUACAGAGAUGUGAUGCUGGAGAACUACCGGAACCUGGUCUCCCUGGGACUUCUUGGCCCCAAGCCAGACCUCAUCUCCUGGUUGGAACAAAGGGAAGAGACUGAGAUCUGGGAUCCCCUGGGAUGGGCCACAGUAGGCACCUGUUCCUGUGAAGGAGGAGCCCAGGGAUGGAGCCACUCCACUCCUCACUUAUGUGCCGCCAUCUUUGAGGCAUUAGGUGGUGCAGUUUGGGAUUCUAAACCGAAGAACCAAGAGUCACCUCAAAAUCAGGAUGUGGGACCACCAGAGACAUUAGGGGAAAGACUCGACCAAGACGUUCUCCAGAGUUCCAUAUUUGGGAGGAAUCCUGCCCAGGAGAUCCCAUUGUGGAAGCAAACAGGAAACACUCCAAAGGAGACUCCAAGGAAAUUCAAGAAAUUGACUUUCUUCCACAAUAAGGAUCCCAGGGUGCAGAUAGACCAGGACUGUAUCAAUGUUGGAAAAAGUUUUAGUCAGAGCCUUUGUCAGCUCAAGAGAUCAUGGAAUGAUGAAGAAUGUCAGACUCUCCCGGCCCUUAUUCAACAUCAGAGAGGAAACAAGGAAGAAAACCCUUGGGAUUGUGGGGAGUUGAGAAAAACUUUUAGUCAGGAUGAACCUGCUAAGGGAAUUCCUAUUGAAGAGGAACCUUUCAAAAGUACUGGGUAUAAGACACUCAGGACAAGUUCACACCCUAUUCAAGAUCAGCUAAUGCAGAUGGAAGAUAAAUCGUAUAAAUGUAAGGACUGCGAAAAGAUCUUCUCUAGCCAUACAUGCCUUAUUAAUCAUGAGAGGAUUCAUUAUGGAUGUAAACUCUUUGAAUAUAAGGAAUGUAGGAAGGCCAUCAAGCAAAGCCCACCUCUUGUUCAACACCAGAGAGUUCGCAGUAAAGAAAAACCUUAUAAAUGUAAGGAAUGUGGAAAGGCCUUCAGACACAACUCAGUCCUUGUUCAACAUCAAAACAUUCACUCUGGAAAGAAACCGUAUCAGUGUAAGGAAUGUGGGACAGCCUUCAGCCAGAAAUCAUACCUUACCAAACAUCAGAGUAUUCACACUGGAGAGAAACCUUAUCAAUGUAAGGAGUGUGGGGCAGCCUUCAGACAAAGGUCAUACCUAACUAAACAUCAUAGGAUCCACACUGGAGAGAAACCUUAUCUGUGUAAGGAAUGUGGAGCAGCCUUCAGUCAAAAGUCUUACCUAACUAAACAUCAAAAAAUUCAUACUGGAGAGAGACCGUAUCCAUGUAAGGAGUGUGGAGCAGCCUUUAGGCAGAAGUCACAUCUUAAACAGCAUCAGAGAAUUCAUGCUGGAGAGAAACCUUACCCAUGUAAGGAAUGUGGAACUGCCUUCAGUCAGAGGUCAUACCUUACUAAACACCAGAGAAUUCACACUGGAGAGAAGCCUUAUUCAUGUAAUGAAUGUGGGAUAGCCUUCAGCCAGAGGUCAUACCUUACUAAACACCAGAGAAUUCACACAGGAGAAAGACCUUAUCAGUGUAAGGAAUGUGGAGCAGCAUUUAGGCAGCGGUCACACCUCAUUCAUCAUCAGAGAAUUCAUACUGGAGAGAAGCCUUACAAAUGUGGGGAAUGUGGGAAGGCUUUUAGGCAGAACUCAGUCCUUGUCCAGCACCAAAGCAUUCAUGCUGAAGAGAAACCUUAUCAAUGUAAGGGAUGUGGGAAAGCUUUCAAUUGCAAAUCACACCUCACUCGACACCAGAAAAUUCACACAGGCGAGAAACCUUAUGAAUGUACUAAAUGUGGGAAGGCCUUUAGUCGGAGCCUAACCCUCAUUGCACAUCAGAACAUUCACACAGGAGAGAAGCCUUAUAAAUGUCAGGAGUGUGGGAAGGCCUUCAGGCACAACUCAGGUCUUACUCAACACCAGGGAGUUCAUACUGAAGAGAAAUCAUACCAGUGUAAGGAUUGUGGGACGAUCUUCAGCCAGAAAUCAUACCUUGCCAUACAUCAGAGAAUUCACACUGGAGAGAAACCUUAUCAAUGUAAGGAAUGUGGGACUGCAUUUAGGCAGAGAUCACAUCUCAUUCAACAUCAGAGAAUUCAUACUGGAGAAAAACCUUAUAAAUGCAGGGAAUGUGGGAAAGCUUUCAGGCAGAACUCUGUCUUCAUUCAGCAUAGGAAGGUUCAUACUGAAGAAAAACCUUAUCAGUGCAAGGAAUGUGGGAAGUCCUUUAGGCAAAAUUCAGUCCUUGUUCAACAUCAGAGAAUUCAUACUGAAGAAAAACCUUUUCAAUGCAAGGAAUGUGGGAAGGUCUUCAGGCAGUACUCAGUCCUUGUUCACCACCAGAGAAUUCACACUGGAGAAAAGCCUUAUGAGUGUAUUAGAUGUGGGAAGGCCUUCAUCCGGAGAUCAGACUUGAUUUCCCAUCAGUUAAUUCACACUGGAGAGAAACCAUAUAAAUGUAGGGAAUGUGGGAAAGCCUUCAGGCAGAAUUCAGUUCUUAUUCAACAUCAAAGAAUUCACACAGGUGAAAAACCUUAUCACUGUAAAGAAUGUGGGACAGCAUUUAGGAAGAGGUCAUACCUCAUUCAGCAUCAGAGAAUUCACACUGGAGAGAAGCCCUAUAAAUGUAAGGAAUGUGAGAAGGUUUUCAGCAACUGUUCAGCCCUUUAUAACCAUGAAAGAAUUCAUAAAGGAGUGGAAUCCUAUGAAUGUAAGUAAUAUGAAAGAGUAUUCAGACAGAUCAAAGUCCUUACUCACCAUAAGAAAUCCUUACUAGGGACUAUGGAUGUGGAGUAUACAGAAAAUCCUUCAUUCAGGACUCAAAUCUUCACAUCAGAGAAUUUACACUUGAGAAAACUCUGGAAGUGUGAAGACCUUUAGUCAGAGAAUUUUUCCUAUACUGGAGAGAGUCAUCAACUUCCUGAAGAGGAAGUUUCAUUAAGGAGUCACUAAACCCUAAGAAUACACUGCCUGGAAAAAAAAAAAAACUUUGGUCAGAGAUCUACUAUAUUUCACCCUCAGCAAACUCAUCCUCAAGGAAAUUUCUACAAGUAUAAAAAAUGUGGGGAAAAUGUGACUGGUCAUGCCUAAAUCUAGUUCUUCUUGACCUUAAAAUAGCAUGGAAUGCUGCAAAUAAAGAAAAAGAAAAAGAAAGAAGAGGGAAAAGGGAGGAAAUAUUCCUAGUGGAAAUCUGAAAUACCAGCAAAGAAGUGGAAGAAAUGAGUCAAUUAAAAAAGAGCUCAAUGGCAUGGCCUAAAGUGAUGACUCCAGAAGAAUCAACUAGUCAGUAUUUAUUCAUUGUUUACUGUGGGUAAAGCAAAGUGCUGGGACCUGGAGAUACCAAGACAGAAAUGUCUGUUUUUGCUAUCAGAGAGGCUACAUUCUAGCAGGAGAGAGGAUGGGAACAAUACAUACAUACAUACAUACAUACAUACAUACAUACAUACUAAAAUACAUACAUAUGUACAGACUUAUCUAUAUACACUAUAUACUAAACAACCACAGGGCAUCCCCAGCUGAGGGGAUCAGGAAAGGCUUCCUCCUGAAGGCAGGAUUUGAUCUGAGUCUUGAAUGAAAUAGGAAUUCUAAGAUGAAGAUGAGAAGUAUAUUCUAGGCUAUGUGGCAAAGCCAGUGCAAAGGUUUGGAGACAGGAAAUGGGGAAGUAUACAAAGUCUUGGGAACAACAACUAGACUCAUUGUAGUAAGAAUAAAAGUGCCUCAAGGCUCCCAGAGUGAUUGAGCUUAUUUUCAAGUUAAAGAGGGAAUUUAGAGCUUAAAAAAAAAACAACCCUUGAAAAGACUGACAGAUUUGGUUCCUUUGAAUAGAAGGCGUAAUCUCUUAAAGCAGUGGAUACUCUGAAAAGAGAAUGUGUAGCACCUUCAGGGACAAUCAUUUAGUCAAUCAGCAAGUACUUUUAAACACUUAGUAUGUGCCGGAUACUUUGUGGGUGUGGGAGAUACAAAUAUAAAGAACAAUCCCUGCUCUCUAAGAGCUGAUAUCCUAAUGGAGGAAACAAGUGUAUGUUUAGAGUGUGUGUAUGGAUGUGUGUGUGUGCACACGUGUGCAUGCAAGCGGUGAAUAAAUACAAAUAUAUUUAAGAUACUUAAAUACAAGGUACCUUGAGAGGGAGGGCAGUUGGAUAAGGAAAGGCUUCCCAUAGAAGACAUGGCUUGAGCUGGGUCUUAAAGGAAGGGAAGGACUCUAAGAGGCAGAGAUGAGGAAAGAAUGCCUUCUAGGGAAGGGACACAGGCAGGGCAAAGGCAAAAAGAUUGGGGAUCAUGUGCAGUGUGUGAAGAGGAGAGAAGGCAACUUUGGCUGGCCUGCAGCCCUUAGGAAAAGGCAUGUAUGAUGAAGCCAGGAAGGGUCCAUGGUGUGAAACACUUAACAGCUUACCCAAGAGUCAAUGUUUUAUACUGGAGUCGAGAGGAAGCCAAUGGAGUUGAGUGAGGAGGGGCGUCUGUGGCCAGAUUAGGAUGUCAGGAAAAUAACUUUGUCGGCCGGGUGUAGAGAUGGAUUGAGGUGAAGAAAUGAAACAGGAGGCUUUUGCUGUAAUCUGUGCAAGAGAUGAUGAGGACCCGAACUAAGAUGGUAGCUGGGAAUGGAGAGAGGUCAGUUCUGAGAGGACGUAAAGGUAGAAAAAGCAGGAAUUGUGGGCGAGGGCGAUGCCAGAGUUGAGAACCCAGGAUGGAAGGUGAUGAUACCUUCAACACAAACAGGGAAGACUGCAAGGAGGAAAUCAGGAGCUCAGGGUUGGGCUUGGGGAGCUUAAAGUGUCGAUGGGACAGCUACUUUGAGAUUGCCCAGUGGGCAAGAUGAUGCACGAUUUAUAUGUAUGGAUACGUGGAAGCAUUGGCAUCCUGGGUUUAUGUGUAUAUAUGGAGAUAUAUGUAUGUAUGUGUGUAUGUGGAGACAUGCCUAUCUACAUGUAUCAACAGCCACAACAUAUACAUGUGGGUAUACAUACACAGAUACAUAUAUAUCUAUUGGCCAUAUGCAUAGGGAUGAUAGUUAAGCCUGGGGAGCUGCUGGGGUCAUUGAAAGACUCUCAAGGAUCGGUAUAGUAAAGACGACUCUGGAAAAGAGAAUGAGGCUGACAACUCUGUGCCUUUCUGCCUCACCUAAAUCCAACUCACGUGCAAGACGUCCCCCUCAUGAUGCCAUCGGAUCCUUUCAAGGUGAACAACAGGAGAGGGAAGACAAGGGAGCCCAGGGCAGAGACUUAGGGGAUGAACACCCAUGGCUGGGAGGAGUGACAUGGAUGAUGAGCCACAGAGGAGAUGGAGGGGUUGCCAGAUCACCAGUGGGAAGAGAGCCCAGAGAGAGCAGUGUCACAAAGCCAGAGGAGAAAGUGGCCAGGAGGAAAGGGUGGCCAACAGGGCAAGGUGAGGGCUGAAGAGAAGGUGGGAUUCAUUGUUAGGAAGGUCAGUGUCUGGUUGUUGUUGAUUCCUCUAAAUCUUUUGUAUUCUGCAGCUAUUCUUGGCUUGUCCAUGAGAGAGAGAGUAUUUGGGGAGGGUAGGGCUUGUUCUUUGUUUUGUUUUGCAUGAGGACCUUGCCUCUAUUCUCUGUGAGCUCCCCUUCCCUGUUCCUCAUAUCUACGAUUUCUUGAUGCCCUCUAAUGCCAUCUCCUUUACUCCAGUCUCUCAUGAAGAGAUGGCACCCUUUUCUUUGCCAAAAACAAGCCCUCGAUCUCCUUGAGCCUUCUCCAGAGGAGACCCCCCCCCAUCACCCUUUUCUCCCUAGUCUUUAUUUUCUCCAUCUCCUAGUUCCUUCCCUACUGCUUAAGACAUACCCAAGUCUCCCUCAUCCUGAAAAAUUUCCCUAGGCCCCACCAGCUGCCCAAGGUGGCAUCCAAAAUGUCUCCUCUCUUCCUUAGUCAUCUCAUAAAGCUUGUCUACACUCAUUGUCCCAGCUGGUUAAUUUCUCAGCCUUUUAUAGACUGGCUUCUGGUCCCAUCAGGCCACUAACAUUGCUCUCUGAUAUUAUCAGUUAAUGGCCACAUCUAAUGGCAUCUUCUCAUGACUCUUGUUCUUGACAUUGAUGACUUCCCUCUUCCUGGAUACUCCUUGGUUUGGGGUUUUCAUGGCAAUGGUCACUUUUGCUUAAUAAUAACAAUAGCUGGCCCACAUAUGGCACUUGAAGGCUUGCAAAGUGAUUUUUAAUCAUGUCAUUUGACUGUCAUUCAUCUCAAGAUGUCUAAGGGAGUGCCCUUCCACCUCUGCAUCCCAGACCCUCAUUUCUCUUGAGCCUCUCUCUCCAUGACCUUGUCAGCUCCCUUGGGUUUAAUUAUCAUCCAGCCCUGUUUGGAUUGUUCUCACAUCCCUGCUUCCUACACUGGUUUCUCUCUCUGGAACUCCAUUCCUGCAUCACCAACUGUCUGUGGGACAUUUUCACCUGCAUUCCCCAUGGACAUGUCCUAGACAUAAACCAUCGUCUUCAUCCCUCCCCCGACUUACUCCUCUGAACUUGCCUGUAACCCUCAGUGCCCCAGUGAACUCAUUCACACUCACCCCAAUCCAAGCUUCCAGUAUCUUUAGGAUCGGCCCCUUCUCUCUCCUUGUGAUUGUCACCUGCUUGGUCUCCUUGCCUUCAAUCUCUUCCUAAUCCAAGGUGUGUUCUACAGGACAGGAGUCACUAACCACGUCACUCCUAUCCUCAGUAACCUCCAGUGACUCCUCAUUACCAAGCAGAUCAAAUUCCAGAACCCCAUUUGGCAUGCAAAUAUUGUCAUGCCUUGGUCUCAGUGUCCCUUUCUGGCCUUCCUAACACUUUCAUCCCUCUGUGCACUCUGACCCAACCCAAAUGUCUUGCUGUUCUUCACAUAUGUUAAAUUUAAUUGUGGUUGGACUCUGAAAUAUAUUAUUAAUUAGGUGGUCUCCAGGGAUUUAAUUUUUAAAUCCCAAAAUGAAUUACCAAAGUAAAUGGAAUUUAUGGUAGUUUAUUUACAAUAUUUACAAUAGAAGGAAGAUGUUAAGGAAUGAGGGAGAGAGAGAAAACUCUGGUUUCUUCUGAUAUCAGUUAGAAUCUCUAAGCCCAGCCAGGAGAAGAGAGUUUCAAGAAGUUGGGUCUUUCCUGGAGGCUUCACACCUCCAGAAAGGCAGGGUCACUAAGUCAGCUUUUCACUCACCAGUGGUGUCAGUCUAAAAGAAGUCUGGGUGUCUAUUCCAGUCACUCCUCCCAGUCAGUGCCCGAAUGUCCCGAAUCAAUUGAAUCUCCCAAACUCCUCUUCUUGUGUCACCUCCCCUAAAUUUCACAUCUACCAAUCACAGCAGACACUUUUCUCCAGGACUGCCCAUUCUUUAGUUCUCACCUUCUUUGGUUAGAUUAUCUUUUAGGUUACUUAACACCUCUUUGUAGUUCACCUUUUGUAGUUACUUAACACUUUUUUGUGGUUAAAAUCUAAAAAUAGAUUGUAGCUUACAAUUUUAUCUUCACAAUCAAGAAAGAGCUAAGUACCUUCAUUGUUACAAUCAGGAGAUGGCUAAAUCCAGUCUUCACAUAUACAACAGUCUGCCUCCCGUCUCCAUGUAUCCAUCCUGGCUCCCCAAUCCUGAAGUCUGCUCCCUCCCUCCUCCAGAAUCCCUGGUUUCCUUAAAAAUUUAGCUGAAGCCCCACCUUCUCCAUAAGGUCCUUUCUGGUUUCCCCUCAGCUUCCCAGAUGCUAGUUCUCAUCUCCCAUUGCCUCAACUCUAAUUUGUAUUUACCUGUAUAUGUACCUUGCUCUGCUUCCUCUAAUUUAGAGGCAGCCAGGUUGCACAGUGGAAAGAGAACUGGACAGGUCAGGAAGACCUGAAUUCAAAUACAGCCUUGAUGCAUAAUAGCUGUGUAACCCUGGCCAAGUCAUUUCACUUAUGCCUGCCUCAGUUUCCUCAUCUGUAAAAUGAGGAUAACAACAGCUUCUACCUUCCAGGGUUGUUUUGAGGAUCCAAUGGGAUUAUAUUUGUAAAAUGCUUAGCAUGGAGCCUGGCCCUUAGUAGAUGCCGAAUAAAUGCUUAUUCCUUUCCUCUUCCCAAGCUCCUUGAGGACAGGGGCUGUUCCGCUUUUGUGUUUCUAUGCUCAAUGCCUGGUACCCAGCAGGCACAUAAUAAAGGUUUGUUGAUUCA
Monodelphis domestica (gray short-tailed opossum) is the source of this 9366-nucleotide messenger RNA. RefSeq names its product zinc finger protein 90-like. Gene Ontology annotation, biological process: regulation of DNA-templated transcription. Gene Ontology annotation, molecular function: RNA polymerase II cis-regulatory region sequence-specific DNA binding; DNA-binding transcription factor activity, RNA polymerase II-specific. NCBI's taxonomy places the organism in Eukaryota, Metazoa, Chordata, Mammalia, Didelphimorphia, Didelphidae. The record is from RefSeq and is a predicted model, not a curated record.